GGUGGCGGCGGCGGCGGGUGAAGGGCAACGGCGGCGAUGGGUGCUACGGGCUGAUUGGUAAAGAUGGAAAGAGGGAGAGGAGGAGGAGGAGGAGGUGGAGGAGGAGGAGGAAGGAACGUGGGGGGCUCCGGCCUGCACAGGAGCAUCUAUUCCCAGUCCCAGCAGCAGUACCAUUACACGGCCCCCUCUCAGGGGGGCUGCAUGGAGAUCCAGGAGCUGGCCUCCAAGAGGGUGGACAUCCAGAAAAAGCGAUUUUAUCUGGAUGUGAAGCAGAGCUCCCGGGGCCGCUUCCUGAAGAUCGCAGAGGUCUGGAUCGGGAGAGGAAGGCAGGACAACAUCAGGAAAAGCAAGCUGACGCUCUCCCUGUCGGUGGCCGCCGAGCUGAAGGACUGCCUGGGCGAUUUCAUCGAGCACUACGCCCACCUGGGCCUGAAAGGUGGCCACAGGCACGAGCACAGCAAUGGCAAGGAGCAGCACUCGAGGCAGCGCCAGCAGCACCCGCCGCCCUCGCCCCCGGGCUCUGUGGGCUCGGAAGAGCACCCUCAUAGCGUCCUCAAAACAGAGUACAUCGAGAGGGACAACAGAAAAUAUUACCUUGACCUGAAGGAGAAUCAGCGGGGCCGCUUCUUGCGGAUCAGGCAGACGAUGAGCCGGGGACCUGGCAUGAUUGGUUAUUUUGGCCACAGCUUGGGACAGGAGCAGACUAUUGUCCUUCCAGCGCAAGGGAUGAUCGAGUUCAGGGAUGCUUUGGUCCAGCUGAUUGAAGAAUAUGGCGAGGGGGACAUGGAGGAUCGCAGGGGUGGGGGAGAUGAGCCCCCUGAGCUCCCUGAGGGCACCUCCUUCCGGGUGGACAACAAGAGGUUCUACUUUGAUGUGGGAUCCAACAGGUAUGGCAUUUUUCUGAAGGUAAGUGAGGUGAGGCCACCCUACCGUAACACCAUCACAGUUCCAUACAAAGCGUGGACAAGGUUUGGGGAAAAUUUUAUCAAGUAUGAAGAAGAGAUGAGGAGAAUUUGCAACAGCCAUAAAGAAAAAAGGAUGGAUGUCAGAGGGGACAGUGGUGAAGAGCAAGAGGGUCUCGAAUAGAGUGCACUGAACUGGCCGUCUGGCAAAAUAAAACAAAAAGCAGAUAUUGGUGAGAGGGACUCAUCUAUAGUAAUUUGAAGUUGCCCCGUUUUGUUUUUUUUUGUAAAGUCCUUUUCUGGUAGUCUGUACUAACUCUAGUACAUAAUAUUAUGGGAGUCGGGUUAUCAUGCUAUAUUACGCCCAAAACAUCUCUGUAUUUCUUAAGAAAGUACCAACCUCCCAAGUCUGUAUGAGUCAGCUUCUUUGAGUGUGGAAGACUAUGAAAGUUUGCAUAUCAGCACAAAAAAAAAACAAAAAAAAAACAACGGCAUUCUGACCUUUAAAUAGUCUAGAUAAGGCUUGUGUUGCACUUCAGCGUGGUGCAGAAAAAGCCCUCGCGCUGAAAUGUAUCAGUUUCUGCUUAUGGCAGUUUUUCUGGAACUGAACUCUGCCUGUACGCGGUAAAAAGGCUGAAGAGCUGAGCCAUAGGGCACUUACUGCAAAAAUUGUCUUCAUGUUAAUUGCUCAGACAUGUACGAGGAGAGGGAGAUGUUUAAAAAAUUGGUAUCUGCUGGUUACUGAGUUUGAAAUGAUGUUCUUUGUGGGUGAAAUCUCAAUAACCAGUCAGACCUUUAAUACUGUGCUAGUGGAGAGCAGAAGAUUUGUUAUUAAUCUCAUAGUUUUGUGCUAACCAAAUAACCUGAGUAUCCCAGGAUAGUGAAACUGUGCUCGAGUGCUAAGCCUUCCAAAUUAAUGGCAACAAGUCAUAAUCCAUUCUUCAUCUCAGUGUUCUGCCCACGCAGGGCUGAUGAGUUUUUUAAUGCAUUCCUCAAAAGUUCAAAAGCUAUUUUCGUAGCCGGGGUGUUGUGGGUUCUGGCAGGAGGCUGUGGGACGGGUGUGCUGAACCAGAUGGCUGCUGUGAUUGAGGUUCCAGGGUUCCCUCCCAGUUGUGAGAUGAACGCAGCCAUGUUGUUACACACACGAGGACAACACCUGGGCAUUUCUCUCCUCCUGCUGUGAGGAAGACCUUUGGGGGGUUUGGUGCACCAUUUGAUCCAUAUCAAAUUGCAUCUCUGUCCUAUCAAUCUGUAACGCAUUUUCAAAGCCAUGGUUAAGGCUGCGUCAGAUUUUCUGUCACGUUGAUUUUACAGAUGUUAUUAGUACAACAUAAUACCAGUGCCCUGCCAUCACCUCCUUCCUGCCCUGUCGAAGCUGGAGCUGAAAUCCAGCAAUUUGAUGCCUGGUUACUGACUGCUAGCUUUGUGCAAAGUCCGCUGGCAGCUCUGCAGCCUGAACCUUACAGUCCUUGCCAGAAGAAUUCUCUGCUGGGAGGGAAAAUGCAUAGAAUUAGCAGGCCUGAAGAGUAUGAGAAUUCUUGGUCGUUUCUUAGAAAACGGAUACAUAUCAUUCAAGGGGCUUUUUCAGCCAUUGGGUGCCGGUUCCUCUCCUGAAAUCACUGGGAGUUUGGUUGAGCUCCAGGUACUUUAAAGAAUGUGUUGCCCACCUUUAAGGAUUUUUUGAAGGAUGUAUUACUCUGUCUAGUCAGAUAUUUAUAAUCACUUGCACUGUAUUUUGCAAAGUGGCCAAGUGUGCAUGUGGACCAGAUGUUUUCCAACUCAACCAUUCCACUUCUUUUAAAAUCUGUUCAGAAAGGUAUUUAUCUUCACUCUUAGUCUGGACCCACCUGCACGCUGCAUGGCCACACUAAAUCCAGAAGCUAUUGCCUGUUAUGACAUUAACCAUAGCAAGAGAAGCUGGGGAGGCAGGGGUGGGAACUAAGAGGAUAAUCUGGACUUUAUUUUGGGUACUAAUAACAGUCAAUUUGAUUUGACUUAAAAAAAAAAAAAAAAGAGGAAAAAGAAAAAAAAAGCUUGCACCAAAGUCACCAAAGAACCUUUAGGAAAUGUUACAGUUGUGACAGAAAGUAAGAAAAUUAAUUUCACUGUUUUAGGUGAUUUGCCCUUUACUUAAAACUACAUAUAGCAGUUACAGCAAGCAAACAUUUGGCUUAGCGUCACAACAGCCAUCCAUUUCUGCACAGAUUGCUCUUUCAGGUACUUUUUCAAGUCUGUAAGAGAUUUUCUCAUUCCACCACUUCAACUGCUAGCAGACCACAAUGAAUCAGCUAGAGGCAUUAUGGGGUACUGGUUCAUCUUUGCUUCUAGGCUUUUGGUCGCAACAUUUUUAACAGGUUCGGUUAGCAAACCAUGACAAUAACUUCUCGUCCCAGUUGGUGUGAAACCAGAGUUUAGCAAGCGAGUCCUGGAUGCACAAGUCAGCACAUCGCUGGCUGCUGCUGCCCAUCACAGUGCCUGGAGUAACCAUGAACUUAACACAGAUCCCAACCAACUGGAGUUAUGAAUGUACAACUCUUUUAUGCUCGCCUUCCCGCUCCCGUGUGGCACUCCUCCCCUACGCACUCAACAUCUUCCAGUCCAAGCCCACGUCUGUGUCAGUGCAUCGUAAAAGCUGCCGUGUUGGAAUCUGCUUAGGUUAGGUGUGCGUAGUAAGUGGUCAUGCAUUCCUUCUGUUCCUUUGAUGUUAGUAAGGAAAAUACUUGCAAUGGGCAAAGUGAUUGAAAAGGCCUGUUUAUUCAUCGUGUCUUUUGUUUAAGAAAAAAAAAAAAAAGAUGAGAUGCAAAAUGGCUCUCAUUAUUGCUACUCACUUGCCAUUUUGACAAAAGGGUAACUAAAUGCAGCUGGCUGUAUCUUAGUUAGACUGGUAUCUCUGUGCGUUUAACCCAUUUUUUUUUUUUAAUCUUUUUUCUGAGUUAAUUAAUUGGCCUUCUGAUUGCAUUAGUGUAUUGUAAAUAGCAGCCAGGAAUCCAGUGUUUGCUGGCUGUGAGGCAGGGCUGGGUUCCGUGGGAUUCACUAAUGCAUGUACUCUCCCCGUGUGGGAUGCACCUUAGUAUCCAAAACUGGAUGGGAUCUUCAAGUUCACAGCCGACUACCAAUGCGUAAACCACUAGCAACAGGUUUCCACGGAAAUGUAAAGCACUGGUGCUUGCAAAUAUUGUCAUUGGAGGAUAAAACAGACUAACUCAAAAUGUAGCAAUGCAAGAUUGUACCGGUUAGAUUUGGAAACGGGUUCAUCAUUAUUUUUGGCAGUGCAUUUUCAACCUCUGAGAGCAGCAAUAAUGUAGGCUGCUUGUGUGCAGAAGGGCCCGUUGCAAUGCUUGGGAAUGCUGUUCCUCAUGCAUUUCAAAUGUUCAUUCCUUGUGCCCUAAAACUGCCAUGUCCCUUAAACUUGAGAAAACACAAGCUUAUUUGCACUAGAAAGAACGGCCAAAAACAAUUCUAGGAGGACAGGGUGAAGAGUACCAGUCUGAACCUCUUUUCUCAUGAGAGAAUUUCCUAUUGAAGUCCUCACCUCUGUUUCAAAAUUGUAUGGUCCAGACAGAAGUCUGUCAGUUCAAUAAGAAAAUCCUAAUGCACUUUAUAUUGUGUAAAUAAUAGGAGCACAUUUCUGCCACUGGUCUGGCAGGGGGUGCUUCAGCAUUGUAAUCUGAAUCCAGAAGAGGUCGUAUCCUGCGUGCAUGUGCCUGAUACGGACCUGUUGUACCUUCUUGACCCAGUUCCUGGACAGGCGUGGUGGUACGGCUCCUCUGAGCUCAUCAAAGCGGGACACUGAGAUGUAGUGUGCAGUGCUGCUGAACAGCCUGAGCUGGUAGCAGUGCCUUCUGCGGCUCUCUGGGAGCUUAGGUCUGCUUUGAACAUUGAUGCUGAGCCUGACAAACAAGAUUUUCAAGGAUGUAGCGUGGGCCACACUGAGUUCUUGUGCUUAGCUUUCCCUUACAUCAGUGCGGACACUCGUGCUGUCCCUCAACAUCUUGUUUUGAGAAUAAGGUGUUGUGGAAGCUUUGCCAGCUGACCCCCACUGGCUGUGAAGAAGCAGCCUUUCUUGGCAAAGGACUAGCAGAGCAGCACACUGACAAGGGGCUGGAAGGCUUCCUGUGGCCAGGUUCCCCCCAUGGCACUGCAAGGAGGUGACAAAAAUCACAUCUUGGGGACACGCAUGGUGGGCUCCACCGUGAAAGAUGCAGCCGUGGCAGUAAUCUGCUCUUUGUCGUGUUUCUUGUAUGUACUCAAUAUAUAAAAAAUCAUAUUCACGUAUAGGCAUUGAUAUAUUUAUGUGAGUAUAUUGUAGCCUGUAGUAGCUCGUAACAAAAUAAUCUAUUUAUCUGAAGUACACAGUCUAAAGAUGGGGCUUAAAAGGCAGUUUCUCAUACUAUCAUUUUGGAUAAACGCGUUAUUUCACUGAGAGCACUUUGCCUGCUGCUUAUCAUGGCCCUUUUAAGAUUUUGGCUUUUAGGCACUUUCAUCUCUUAGGUUUUCAAUGAGGCUACGAGGAAAACGUAGGCAAGAGAAGGGAAAACUUUACUUCGAGGCGCAGUGCAGGUAAAGCAAGAGCUGCAGGUAACAGCCAGUUGCUGCCCCACGGGUCAUGUUGCAUUCCCGUGCCAUUUUAAAAUCCCUCUACUCUGCAAAUCUUUACAUUCAUAAAAUAUGCCACUGUAAGGAUAAAAAAAAAAAAGUUCUUUAUAAAAAAAAUCCCAAUCAAUUAUCCCCAAAUCAGCAUUGGCAUCCUUUUUUUUUCUGCUGAAGAUGUUGUAGUCCAGUGGUUGCACCAUUUAUUUUCCAAGGCCUGUUCUGGUGACCUAAACUUGUGGGAAAGGCAGCUGGUAGUGGCCAGGAAGCCUGCUGCUCACUUGACUUGCAGCUCUUUUAUCCAUGUGUAGUAAUUUUUCUAGCAGAAAAGAGUUUAUUAGUGUGUAUUUUUAUUGUGCAGACUUUGCACCCUACGUAAAAUUAAUGAAUAAGCAGGUUUUAGUUCUAUUGCAUACUUUUUGCUGUACAUAUGGUAUAUAUAUAUAUAUAUACAUUUUAAAGUAAUUCUUAAAGAAAAGUAUACCCUCCGUUUAAUUUUCUAUGCUGUUUCCUCCAAAAUUAAAAUGUCCUUUAUUUUUAAUGACUUAACAUAUUGUGAUGCCUAAAAUCUGCCUUCCCCCUCCUGCUCCUUCAUUCCUUUUAGACAAAGGUUGCAUUUGAAAUACCUAGUUUAUCCAAGGAAGACUGGAAGUAAAGGCUACACUGAACACAUCACAAGCUACUUGCAUGUUAGUCCUCCUCAUGGGUGCUUUGAGCAGAAAUCAUCUGAUGGUGGCACAGUUCCAGAUGUGGUGUUUGCUGGGCGCGAGCCCUGAUGUGCUUGUGUAGCUGUCCUGUUGGGCUCAAGCCUCAGACCUCAUCAUGCUGGAUGGGAACCUUGGCAGAAGCCUGAAGUGGCUGCAGGCUGAAGCCGUUGUCAUCUUCAGGAAUUAUGCUCUGCAUGCACGAUGAUUGAUGGUGCUUUUUCCAUCCAUGGGGCUGUAAGGCAUUGUCUCCGUUCAGCAGUGGCUGUGUCACCUGUAUUUUUCACACUACCCAUGGUGAUGUCUUGUUGACCCCACUGUUGUGUUAUUUUCUUCUGGAGUUGUGAAAAUUUCAUUGCGUGGUUGCAAAACCAAGCAGAUUUGAGUAGGUGGAGAAGCAAGACCCACCUGCUUUGCUUUGCUCUCUUUCAUGGGCAUGCAGCCCAUAUGGGGCUGCGGUUCUUGUGAAGCUUUGCAGUUUCUCCCUCCUUGUCCAAGGUGCUCAUAGUUUCUUAUCUCUUGGCCUGUUGGGGCUAUGCAUGUACAGCAGUGGAUAUCUGUGGUAAUUCAGACUCAUCUAAAGCUGGCUGAGAUCCAUAGGAUCACAGGAAAACACCCUGGGCUUGAUGGCAUGAGGUGCUUUGGGGUGUUUGGAAGAGGUUGAAGCCAUGUCUUUUGCCGCUCUGUUUUUCCCAAACCCACAGAAGCUUUAAUAGGCUGACACCAGUUUUUACACGAUAAUUCUGGUGCUACCAGUUGUCAUCGUGCUGGAGUUGUUUUCCUGAUAUUUUCUCAUGCCCAUGUUUGGUUCCCCACCUGUAUCUCCGUCAAGAUGAUGAUGUUUUAAAGCAUCAAGAUAAAAUAGGAUGCCAGGAGUUACGGAGAGCUUGGACAGCACCUGACAUCUGCAACUUGGCUGCAGCAGCGUGGCCAAAGCAGUGCAUUUCCACUGGUAUUCCCCUAAUGAAAUAUGGCAGGGGAAAGACUUGUAGGAAUCACCAGGUAGGUUUUCUUGCUGGCACCCACCAGAGAAGCUAGAGGCCUGGCUUCUCCAACAGAGUAUUCUUACAUCUUCAUUUCUUUAAUAAUGUUAAGGAAAAUGGUAGGUGACAUUGAAUAAAAAUUGUUUUUCCAGAAAUGUCAAAGCAUACGCUGAGGUUUCAGAACUUGGAUGGCGCUUUGGCAUUUCUGUGAUUAAUGUGAUUAGAUUAUUCCUGCUGCGUGCCAAGGCGCCGUACAAAACAUAGGCCAGCAGCCUCAGGAGCCUUGUCUUUACAUUAACUUCUGGAAAUCUAUACACUGGUGUUAUGCUCUGGCCUUUUUGUGCGUGUUGUACGUGUUUUGUAUUCGUACCACCUCCAGAGGUACAAACAUCGGCCCAACAUUGAAGUACCCAAAUACCACCCCAAUAAAGCUCUCACUGAUGACUUUGUAAUCAUUUCCCUAGUUGACAGGCUACCUCAAAAUGCUUCAUGAGGUAUGUGGGAAUCACUAGCUCUUCAGAAUGUGGGCACUGUACAUUCUUUGCAGGGAUGUAUGCUGCCUUUUAAGUGUUUAAACCUGUCCUACGCACUACUAUCGAAUGGGAAGGGGCAACAGCUCCUGCGUCCAAGCUCUUGGUUAAAGAUGUGGCUGCGAGGCUGGUUGCUUAGUCCCUGUAGGGCAAGUCCCUUCCACAGGCAGAAGGGCUUCGUGUCUGGCCACUUCUUAAUCUUGAUCAUUUGUCCUGAACAGAUUAAUUUGAGGAAAAGAUACCUUCCAUGUCAGCUGCUGGUUAACCUUGAGUUCCUGCAUGUGUUCCCAUCUGGUGGUUGUUUUCAAUGUGUUUCGUUGGCAAGGAACAGUGGGAGAUGGCGUUUGUGAAUAGAGACAAAUGCUUCCCACUGAGGUAGAAGAAUGGAAAGGCAGGAGGGGGUGGUGGGCAGCAAGGACAGGAUUCAUGCCCCAGGGAACUGCAGAGCAGCACUUCUGUCUAUGUUAUGAGGAAGAGGUGGCACUGCCAGCACUUGAGCCCUCCUCUUUGCUCAGGUUCAGCCAAGCUGGGGGUAGCCCUGCCUAGGCUUGUCCAGGGGCACAUGCAGAAGCUUAGGGGAGCAUACAAGUGUUGGUUGCCUGUAAAGUUUGCCCCUGCUAUAUCAUUGUGUGCAGCACUGUGUGUACUUUUUAUGCUACAGGAACCAGUGGGAGUGACUUCCUUGUUGGACAGCCGUUCCUGUGCACUGGGGAAGAAAGAUGCGAUAACGGCUGAAGGGAUUUGAGGGAAAGAAAGGUUGGCUCCACCAUGAAAACAGCUUUCCAAAAACAUGUUCUGUGCCAUUUUUGCAAAGGAUCUGUGCAGUUUUUAACAAGGCUCUUUGCAGGUGAUCAUCACUGCUAUAGCAUUUCUGUGCCUGGAGCCCAGUGCUUGUACUCUAAGGCCUGCUUUACAGAAGCAGCCAGUGUUAGCAGCUGUUGAAAGCCAUGCUUUGCUUUGAACAAGUGAAGUGCUGUAAUAACAGCAAGUACUCCACAUAAUCUGUCAGCAUCGAAAACUGGGCCUCCUGCUGACUUUGGCUUUAUUCUGCCUAUGCCUAUGUUCCCCAGUGCUACAAUGAGCUGUAGUCAGUGAUACCUCCCUACCUCAAUGGAGUAUGAGAAAGUUGGGUUCAUUUGGCAUUGCAGUUUUUGUGAUCAAUAGUGAUGGUCUCUAAAAGAAAAGCAAGGAAGAUAUUUUGGAUGCAACAUACUGGGUAGGUACGUCUGCAGUGUUUGGAAGGUACACACAGAUAAGGCUUGGAGAAGUGCAGAAUGAUGGAUCAAAAAGAAAUCCACGUGCUAGAGAAGAAGAGGCAGUUGUAAAAGAAUUGCAUAUCCAAACGUCAGAAUUUAAGGCUACUCACAAUCCUUAAUUCUGGCACUUUCUGACUUUUACUUAGUUUUCCAAUUUUUUUUUCCUCUGCUGUUUUGUAUAAACUAUACUGGUGUAUUGUCUUCUUGGAAAGAUGCUGAGUUGUUAAAUAGAUUUGUUUUCAUGAUCUUGAAUGGCGUCUCACAAGUUGUACGAGAACUCCUCCAUCUCAGUGUCCCCUCAUGAAGGAAGGACCAAAGAAAUCUAAGGGUGAGGAGAACAAGUGGAUAUUGCAAUGGAGUUGGCAAGGACCUUGAGAGAACAUCAACAGCGGUCCGCCAGGCAAAGAUUAGCUAAACCAGACCCCUUUCUCACACUGGUCUUCAACCUGGCUGGAGCUCGGGUUGAAAAAUGGCUCAAAGGAAGUAUCUGACAGUAAACUUAAAUCUGCUGUUGCAGAGGUGUCUACAAGUAUAUGUUUCAGAGUCCACACAGCACAAAGGCAUCUGUAAUUUUUCCACUUAAACAAUGUGAAAAAAUUUGCUUUCUUAAAACCUCUGGCAAUGGAUAUUCACAGCCCCCCUAGACAAGCUGGUUUCAGUGGUUCACCCUGCUUACUGUUGGAUACCUUUCCUCCUGUCCGACCUGCGUUUCUCAUGCUGCCAUCUUAUUCUGUCUCUUUUAGUCUUACAGACCAUGUUCUCGAGAGGAGCUAUGGAAACAGUUUGUUUCCUUUCUUGCUUGCAGCUCCUUACAUAAUUAAAGACUGUUGUCAGAUGUCUUCUGCAUCCUCUUCUAGGCAUUUAUAAAGCCUUCCACCAAUGGUGGUUUGCAGCCCUUGCCAUGCUCUUACUGAUUCUUUAGGCUCUUUCUGACCAGUCUGUCUCUUUCUUGCACACAGAAUUAGAAAAUCCAAAAUCAGGGGAUGUACAUGUGUUGCCAUCUUACCAGCCUCAAGCAAAUGCAUCACAAACAAUUUAAGAUUUUAUAUACUCGGUGUGCUGGGUUUUGCAACAGCAUGCUUGCUGACUCGAGCGCUGUUUGAAAUGGUGUCCUCUCAGCUCCUCUGUGGUUGAGUUAGGACAAAGGUGAUCAUAUUUCAGUCUUUGCAGAGAGGCUUUUUUCUGCUUUGAUACAGAAGCUUGCAUUUAUCCUUACCAAAAUGCUUCUUAUUUCUUUUCAGAUUAUUUCUUGACCUUGUCAAGAUCAGUCUCAGUUCUCAGUGCUUACAGUCCUUCCCAGGGAUGUGCCAUCUGCAGGUUAAAUAAUUAUUAUCCAUCCUCAAAACAUCAGUUUACAUGUCAAAAAGAGCAGUACCCAAGGCAGGCAGACCUCAACAGGACCUCCCUUGAUAUCUUCCAGCAGACUGACUGUGAUACUAAUUAAACAGGCUAACUGUAGAAAUCAUAACCUGUUCCUCCUUUAGGCUGUUUCUUUUUCCAACUGUUGACUUUCUUCUUCUUCCUGUUUUUUGUUCUGUAUAGGCUAUAUAGAGUCCAAACAGUAGUUCUUGCCCUUCUGUAGUAGUUUUAGAAAAUUGGGGCUAUUAAAAUACCACAGUACACAUUUUCCAUGAAACCUAGCAAUAUAAAUCUUUUCUGUACAUGGCAGGUUGACAAAACACCACCUAACAACAUUCAUGCCUCCACUUAUUUCUGAUCAGAACAUGGGAAAAAAAAAAAACAUAGGCCUUCACCUACAUAUAAAAGUUAUUUUCAUUCGACACUCCCCAUCUUCACAAUAUUUAUAUUUGGAUUGCUUCAGCAGUCACGAGCUCAGGAUAUGUUCCUGUCUGUAGGCUUUCUUUGUAGGCAUCCACAGGCUUGGGUAAACCAAGAGUGUGUGAUGGAGAGGAAAAUACGUAUUCUUGCAAAUGAGCCUCAAAAGCUGCUCAUGAUGUAACUGUCAAAAAUGAUAUUGGCUAAACUGGGAUGCUAAAGGUCUAAGAGUUUCUUCUAGCACUAACCAGAUACCUGUUUAAGCACAAGAAUGAAUCUAGUGGCUGCCUAUGCCAAUGUAGUUUGGAAUACAGGUUUCUUCCGUGUAUUCUCAUAUCUUCAAGGACUGUUGCAUACAGGUAUAAAACAUUAUUUUCAUCGUCCAAUAAUCUGAAUAGUCACCAACAUUUACUUGAACUUUGCCGGUUUUAAUUAAGUUUUAUUUUAAAAUGGCAUUCACCUGAGUUCCUUCUGUCUCUCCUGCCAUCACUGUUUCUGCUCAUUUCCUCCUCUCCUUGUAUCAGUGGGCUUUCUAGCUUUCUGCAUUGCUGCUAUUUGUUUCAUACUAAUUGGGGUUACAAAGCAAAACUGGCUAGCAAUCUUUUAUUUUUUCCUCGUGAUCCUUCCAGCAGUAAGACACUCAAUACACAACAAGCUCAUUCUGCUUUAAAUAGUUUGAACAUCAGUACACUGUUGAGACCUGAAAAAAAAAGUAGCAUCAGUAUGUCUGAUGGAAGAGGUGUGACUGAGGGGUUGCGCCUUUCAAUGUGUUUGAAAAUCUGGUUGCAAAUCACCUUUGUCACCGAGAGUGACAACAACUGCAGCUGCUUUGAUUAGGAAAUGGAAAUAUCUUGUACUCGAAGGACGAAAUUCCCUGGCUGUCUGGAAGUUAGCAAGACAUUAAAUGUUGAUGUUCGCUCUCAGCCACUUCUGCUUUCUACCCAUGCUGUUCCUACUUUCUCCAGGAAGGUUUUAAGCACCUCCUGUGCUAUCAUGGGCAGAGGCUACGUGUCAGGCUGCUCAAAAAGCCAUUCAAAUAGUUUGUCACAAUGUAGUUGUGUCAUUUCCUUCCAAGCUGUGCUUCAAGCAGCACCCACCUAGCAAUGCAGAAUAACUGCUUGAAGAGCUCAGUUGUUUUUUUGUUUUUUGUUUUUUUUGUUCUUCUUUUUUCCCCAGCUCCCAGAAGCUUAAUCUGUGUUGAAAGUUAAUUGGAUUUUCUUUCGUAACGUUUUUAUUGCAAGGUGAUCCAACAGUUUUGUGUAGGUUUAGCUAUAAAGAAGUUCCUUCUAUUCUGUGCAGCAUCUUGCAUUACUCUCAUCAUUUGACACAUAUAUCUGAGUGCCUUCCAGAAGUGCAUUUAAGCAUAAUGACUAACAUCUGUCACACAGCAGUUGUUCUUUCUUUUAUUCUCUUCUUCAGAGAAGGCAGGAUGUGCCAGUGCAGCCCUGGUAUUUUUAACAUAAAUUAAUUAUCCAUUCUGUUCUGCAUUAAUGUCCUAAAGGGUGAGCUGAAGCACAUCUUGUGCUAACAGCAGCAGACCGUGACAGCUUCACAGCCAGGAGCAAACCAGAGAACUUUUGGGCUCCCCGCUAGCAAAGUUUGGCAUUUGCACAGAAGGUUGGCAUUGCACUGGAGGAGAACUUUCCUCCCCAAAGUUCACCUACCUCUAAAUGCUGGGGGAGGACAAGGAGCAUUGAGGAUUUCGCUGUUACUCUCUGUUUGUGAAUAAUCUGAAGCAAAAAAGACCUCACCUCCAGAGAGCAAAUGAAAAGCCAGAGGCAACCCUAAGUUCAGGCAGAGGAGCUUGAGCAGGUGAGGCAGGUGCUAUCUUGUCAUGUUGUUGACUUUUUAAGUCUAUGUUCACACCAAAUACCUUUCCAGUCACUUCUGGUCUCCCUGGCUCCACCUUAUCUGGUAGGUUAUCAAUUUGCCCACCUCUCUGGAAAAUAAAGGUACUUGUUCAUGUUUAUAAAUGCUCUCUGGCAAGUGAAUUUUGUCAAUGAGUGUGAAUUUAGCUCAUCCAUCUCUUGUUCCACUCAUAAUCAUAAAAAAAUAUAUAUUCUACUUACAAGUCUUCUAAAGCUGCAGUAUCCUCGUGAUUGCUUUUAUUUCUCUCACAAAAGGCUGGUGAAGAAAAGCCUUCCGUGGCACCCUUCCCGUGUGCUGUAAGCACCUUGCUGCAGGCAGCAGUGAUCUGCUGCAAAUGGAAGAAACCCCCUGAUGCCCAUUGGCAGGUUUAGAGCAUGUACAGCAAGCCCAGAGAUUAUAGGCUAAAGUUUUCUGUUAACCUCUAAAAUACUGAAGACAGCUUUUUAACUUUGAUCAGGUCUCAUAAUGCCCUCAACCUAGCAGAAUUAGGAAAAUAGCUUUCUGGCUCAAACGCUUACUUAGAAAGCUGAGAACAAGCACAGCAUUCGAUGAGGUGAACCAAGCCUCGUUCCUGUUAUCUCAGAACAUAUCUUUUCAAUUGGUAUUUUAUUCUUUCUCUCCAUCUGGUUGCAAAACAUCAAGGUCACUAGAGUAGUGUAGAUAGCAGCCUGUGUCUGAUGUUCUUUGGCCUUAACCAUUCCAAUGACUAAAGGCCUCCUGUUCUGCAGCUUUCAUGUGCUUACACAGCUAUUGCAUGGACAGUGGGAAUCUGGAAGCACGCAGAUGUUAACUGUAGUUGAGGCGAGUUUCUGCGAGGUUGGGGGUCACGCUGCAGCAAAGCAGUAGUUAUUUAGCUUAGCAGUUAUUUAGUGACUCUCGCUUAUUCACUCUGUGAUCAUUCUCAUGUCAAGUAGGGUUGCACAAAGCAGUUACCUAGGGCAGAUUUGAUCACACACUUGUAGUAGACUAACUGCUGACUAACACGCUGACUGUUAGCGUGCGGAAUCUUACUUAUAGUCAACAUAAAACAGCUUCCCCAGGGAUGAGCAUUUCUGCAUCUACUAUGAGUACUGCUCUGAGCUUAGACUGUUGCUUCUUACCACAACUUGAUGUUGUGCCUCGAUCCUUUGUUAUAUGUUACUGUAAUUCUGUUUCUCUGAAUGCAGAAUUAGGCUACAGUCUGGAAGUACACAUUUUGAGCUAAAUGCUGCAUUCAAAUUGUUUGCAGAAUGAUUGGAGUUGCUUGUUUCUGUGCACAUAACAGCAAGUCCCUAACACAUCAGCUUGGGAAUCAGCCCAAGGAGCUGGCCGAAUUAAUAAAUUUAGAUACGUACAAUGAGCAUAGCCACAGCAAAAUAGAUAUGAAGAUGCUGAGAUAAGAGCUGUGCAUCUGCCAGUCUUCCAUCCACUCUCUUGUAGUCCUGCUCUGGCUGCAGCUUCUGCAGUGGGAUGAGCCACCAGGAUGAGGUACCAUCAAAGCCUGCCCGUGGGGUCAAAGUGGCAGUGAGGGCAAGACGCUCCAGUUGGGCUUGAGUAUAUAAAGAGUCAGAGUGAGGUGAAAGAGGAACUGUACUGUACGUGGACAUUCACAGGAGACUGCCUCUUCAUCACUGCAUCUCAUGAGCUCCCCUGCUGCUGUUGAGCAGGACAAAAAGCAGGAGGCAAGUGAUCCUGAAAUCCAGGAUUACGUUAACCCAGUGAGCAAAGAACAGGAAAGGCGAAAACAACUCUGUUCUGGGUUCUGCAGGUGCACGACUAUUUUAGCCUUCCUUCACUAUCUUAUGGGACUCUGGAGGAAGGCGAUCACUCUGGGGAGCAUGUGGACGUUUCUGUCCUUGGGAUCUGAAAGUGAUGGCAUGCAAUUGGUGUGUAUGCUUGUUGCAUCCCAGCCUCUGACCUCAGUAACAGUGUUUUCUGCUUACACCAGCACAGGCAUCUCUCAGCGCUUUCGAGGGUGACCCUUUGAGUUAACUAGUGAUAGGUUUCUCCUAGCUGUCUUACUAAAAAAAAAAAAAAAAGAUAUAAAAGGAGAAAGUGCUGGAACUCCAAAUCUAGUAAAGAAACAUUUUUGCUGGCUAAGGUAUAAUGGAGAAGACAUCAUGUCGAAAGUAUUCCUGCACUCGCCCCGAAAGAGGAACAGAAAAGUCAGAGGAGGAGGCUCUUGAAACAUCGCUGAGAGGUAGAAGUGAAGACUAGGCCAUGGCUUGGACAUUGUAGGCUGCACAUCAGCUCUCUGGGGUAGGACUGAGCUACUGCUCAUGUAGUCUGUCUUUGAACCUCUUUUUGAGAUAGGCCCUUAAAAGCCCUCCAGCAGAGAGAUGCAUCCUUCCUUGCCCCUCUGUGCUGAGGAGGAGAAAUCAAGACCUGGGGGAUCCCUCCUCAGCCUCUUAGGUUGUUAACAAUGUGAAGAAGCUCACUUCCUCUUCCAUUCUGCUUCAUUACACUCAGCAUCCACAAGUUUCGAUGACACAGAAAGCACAAAUUUGUAUUUCCCUGUUUUUUUGGGGGGUUUUUUUUGUUUUUUUUUUUUUAGGUUGUAAUGAGUUUUAACUUUUCACAGCAAUGGACUUGCUAUUUCUUUAGCUGUGUACAAGUGGUUCAUUUCCCUCUUAAAAUAGAGGGGAAAAAGAAACAAAAAAAAUUAUCUAAAUGCCCAUGCUUGCUUUCAGAGCCUGAGAGGUGCACUGGAGUAACACCUGAGGGAUGCUUUGUCACUGCAGUAUUUGGGCAUUGAGGUGAGCACAGCAAAUACAGCAACAGUCUGACUCUUUCUCCACACUGCAACCCUGCAGCAGCCCUUGACUUCUUAUGAUACAUCCUGGGGCUGCUCUCUGCAGUUGCUCAAACCCCUUGCUAGCCUCUUCCUCUUUGCAGCUGUGAGGCUGUGUGCAAGAGGACAAGCAGGAGACAAUGACAUGGGUGUUUUUCACUUGCCUCAGCCUAAACACCAGCCUCGUUUUGGCAUCCAGUCUUCCAGGAGCCUUUUCUGCAGUCGUUCUUGCUAAUACUCUAGCAGGGAUCUUUUAUCCUGUCCAGCUCACAAGCCUUGGCAACCGAAGCAGUCCCAGCCAGCUAUAUGAUGGAGUGCCACAAUGCUAAAUAUUACCAGUUUCAGAAAAUGUGACUCCGAAGGCUUGGACUGUGCAUUAGCAAGAACAUACAUUUUUUUUAUAUGCAUUUGCAGGGGGGGUUCACUUCAACCUUCCACAAAAGGCUUUUGAGCCAGGCAGCAAUAUUUUUAAAGUUCUUUAUUAAAAAAUAAAAAUCAGUAGGUUUGUACCAGUAAAACCUAGAACUCUCUUUUUCCAAUGAAGGAUUUUUUCCCUCCCCCUUGAAUUUUGUACCGAUGCAGAAACUAAUGCAAACUAAGAGUUGCAAUAUCAGAGGAGAUCAGAACAAAGUGUUCCUCUUGAUGGAGUUUGAUGCAAUUUUAAGCUGCUUGUAGAAGAUUGGCUGUGAAGGUAAACUAAUCUGGGCUGAAAAAAGCUGUUGCUGUUAAACUAUAUUGGGUACGCUUCAGUAGGUGGACCAAAAUAGCUUUUUUUUUUUUUUUUUUUUAACCACCUCUGACAUCUAGGAAAGAUAAACACAUUUUUUGUCUUAGAUUGAAGGUGUGAUUCUUGCUGGAAGAAACUUACAUUUUUUAGAAACCAUCUCAGAAAGACAUUUGAAGCCAGAAAUAUUGUACGGAAGCCUAAAGAGAACAAAACAGAAAUCACAGAUCUGAGUCAACACCAGGCCACCACGUGCAGAGAUUUAUGGUUAAGUUAGAUAUGAGUUGUGACCCACCUGCCUGCAUUCCUGGCCACUCCCAGGCUCAGCCUGGUGCCUGCAGAGCUCCUGACCAAGGCUGGCCCCUCUCACUCUCCUGCACGGUACUGGUGCUGCAGCAUUGAAACCAGGCAAGAACUUGAGUUGGAGGGCUGCAUUCUGGGGACCCUCUGCUCCUGAUGUAAUACUUGGUCACUGGCUGAUGUCAAGUAAAGACCUUGCUUUCUGCCAAGCUAAACCCCCCACUGUUUCAACUGCACCUUACCCUCUUUUCUUUCUACUGAUAAGAUACUUUACAUACUGGUCAGCACCUGCUGCAUUUACUUCCACAAGCUGUAGUUGGUGGCAGACAAAGUGAUCUGCAUACAACCUCUACCUUACUCAUAAGCGUACAUUAUGAAGCUUAGCCCACAGUAAUGAAAUGUUUUGCUUUCAACGUGCGGUCCCUGUGGUCCAAUGUUCCCAUCGUCAGGCUCCAUUGUUCCAGCAGUGCAAUGUGUCAGUGUUUUCUGGCUGCCUUCAGUUUUGUAACGCUGGAUGCAGACCACAAUGCCCAGCUAUGCGGGUGGGUAUCCAGCUAGGACUAGAAAGCAGAUAGUAAGUUUUAGGCUCAGAAAAUGUACAAAGGCUCUGAAGUUAGACUUCAGAUGUCCCUGUGUACCUGCUGACAUUCUAUUUUCUGCUUGCUGCAGUAGCGGGACUGUGGUGGCAGCAUCCUUCAGUAGGAGCAGCAGCUGUGGUUAGAAGAUCCUGUGAAUGAAUUUAUCACAUACAUAUCACUCCCCUGGGCACACUUCCGGCUUCAUUGGGACUGGUAUCUAGGUGGCCACACAAGGGGCAGUUCUUGCUGUCUUUCUUGGCCAUAAACCAAAGUUGUUGCAGGCUCCUCUCCCUAUGUGCUGGUCUCACCAUGCAGCUUUAGGUAUAGGUUGUUUCUCACUGCUCUGUGAACCCACUGCUUGGUUUUCUUCAUCCCUUUCUGAACCAUUCCAAGAGUUCAUGAUUUUAUUUUUCUUUUUUUCUUAUACACGAAAAGGAACAUUUCUCUGUCAUCCUACAUGCAGGGAUAAGAUGCUUCUCAUCCACAUGUAAAUAAUCCAGUAAGUGCAGAAAGUCUAAAGCCUGAUGCAUUUUUUAAAUAUCAUUUUGUUUUACACAUCAUUAAUGCUUUUAUUGAGAGGAUGUUUUCACUUAUACAUAAUUUAAAGGGCAUAUGAUUUUCCUGCUCUAUGCUGAAAGCGGACAUUUCAAAGCACAAAUUUCAGAGCACUAUUUUUGUAGGUUGCAUUAGAUUCAUAGCUGGCAUGAAUUGAACUGGAUGCAGUUUCCUGUACUCAAGGCUCCUAAUGUUUAGUUUCCACGUGCCAGUGUGCACACUCCCUUGCUGGAGCAGAAAUCAGGCUCCUUCCAUGUGGAUUGGUUUCCAUGUAGGCUCAGUUUGGCACAUCUCAGUCCUCAGGCAUCAUCCCCACACCUCUGGGAAUUUUCCAGGCAGAGCAUUAUAGAGCUGUAGUAGUGUGUAUCUGCAUUUGUGCCUUUUUUGGGCAGUGGUAAGGCAGCCUCUUUGUGGAGAUUGCCAUUUUGUAAAUAAGCUUCUUCUCAAGCACCACCACUAGGACUACAAAAGAUGGAUGAUAAUUUCUCCCCGGAAUUGGUUUUUCACUGCAGGAUCUGGAUUUUGUUAAUUUGCAUAUAAUUAGAAAUGGCCCCAGUUCUUCAGUUUGCAUUAUGCCUGUGGUACUGAGUGAUCUUGGAUCACGUUUUACUCUGCACUAUGCUGUGUCUGGGAAUCACUUUAUUCGUCACUGAAAAUCAGCUUUUGUGGCAUAUAGAUAUCUGCAGGCUUUGAUGCAGCAAAAGCCUCUGCCUCCAAAAAUAAAAUGCUGCUUCUCAUAAACUUUCAAAUGAGUUGUUUUUUAGAGACUGGAAAAGUUGCCAAGAAUAUCUGCAUGAAAAUCGAGCAUGCUGACUGAAGCAUGAAUUUACUGAUGCCUUUAGGCCAGGCUGGAUGUGGCUCUGGGCGGCCUGGUCUAGUGGUUGGCGACCCUUCACAUAGCAGGGGGGUUGAAACUAGCUGAUCAUUGUCCUUUUCAACCGAGACCAUUCUAUGAUUCUUUAAAAACCAGGUCUGAGCAGCACUCAGGCUGCAGGUAAGGUUUCAGGCUGUAUGAUUUCCUACAACGCUUCGGUGCAACACCAGCCUGGUGUGAAAAGCUUGACAGUCUGAUUGCUUUCCUGCAUGUGAUCCCAAAGGACAGCGGGUGCUGCUAUGCCAGGGUAGCAGUAAGACAGUCCCAGCAUGGGUUGGGAGGCAGCCUUUGUACUGCUUUUCUUGGAGAAAAUAAGGAACAGCUGUGGUUUUUAAAAAUGGCUGCAGUCCAGGUGGAGGUGAAAUUGCAAGGAGUCGCAGGCAUAGGUAAGGGCCUCUCCCAGGCAGCAAAAAUAUAGUACACUUGGACACCUUCCCUGGGAGAGCAGUGUGGAAAACUACCCUGCAAUUUGAUGCAAUUUUCUAGCAUUAGAUUUAUUAUCCAUUGAUUAUCAUUUGCCAAAAAAUCUUUACCAUCAGAAAAGAACACACACACACAAAAAAAAGGGAAAAUGAGUAAUUUCUGUACUGUACUUUCCAUGCUGGCACAUUUUCAGUACAUACAGUGUUUGGUUUUGGUCUUAACACUGAGAUCAGUGUUACUGAAACCAAAUAUUUUCAUGUAUCUACAUACAAAAGGUGGUAAUACAUGACGGCGUUGCAAGAUCUGCACAGUGCAUGUGAUAAGAAGUGUGGAAACAACUUCUUUGCCCAGUGUAAUGUCCAACAACUGCUUAUAAUCUUGCAUGUCUCCAUCACUGCCAUGAAAACAGAGAUGUGCAAGUUUGCAUGCUUGUUCCCUGGUGAACUUUGGGUGGGAGAGCUAUGUCUGCAGCAGGCCAGCUUAGAUCUUCAGUAGCUGCUGCAUGCAGCUGCUCAGAGGGUUGAAACACGAAAGCCAGGGUCAUAGGACGGAUUCUUUCAGCAGUUUUCUUGUCUGGAUCAACACUGUAGGUGCUGCGAAGCUGGUGCUUCCCAUCCCCAACUCCCAGAUCUUAUCCAGACUUGUCUCUUUCCAGUUCUGCGUCUGCAAAGUAAGAUCUGUGUUUUUAGCUCCAGGAUGUCUCACCUUGGUUUCUACUUGUUUAAGUGCAUGUCUUUGGAGCAACACUGGAGACUGGGGCACUGUUUCUGAAAUUCCUUUUCUCCUCGGGUAUUAGUGUUAUCUGUUUCUGAAAAAAUGACCUUUCUGAUAGUUGCUUAUUGGUUCAGUGCAGGAAAAGGUUUACAGUUGUACCUGGAACAUCCCAGUACACAUGCAAGGUGUGGUUCUCCCUGUUUUGACAACCCAGGAGUGAUUUACAGAACUCAGAAAGCACGGCCAAACACAGACAGCAGCUUCUGACUGCAAACUCCAGCAAGCCAAUACUUCCAUUUUAAACGGAGCGUUCUCUAUAAAGCUUUGCUCUUGGCUGGCAUGCAUCAGGUAUUGGACAGGGGUUGCCUGGUAAAACACCUGCAAGAGUUGACAACUAUGCAAACAGAGCCUGGGAAGUUAUGUUCAGUGAUCUUUUUGUCGGGUGGGUACCUGCUGAAACCUUUUGAGACAUCUAAGAUUGACAGUUUGUUUAUUUUCCUGAGGUCCUGCUACUCCAGCUUUCUACUCAUCCUCUCAUACCCUCCUCAGUUUAGCUGCCUGGUCCAUGUAGGUCUGCCCUAGGUAGUCUGGGCUUUCAGCUCAACAUGGUUAUUCACAGGGAACAAAAAAGCCAACAGCUGGAAUAGGAGAAGCAGAAGUCAACAUGCAUGUCUUGUGUGUUUAAGAAGAAAGGACAGCAUCUGGCCUCUGUCAGGAAAAGUUCUCCUCGCUCAACCUCCUUCUAGGAGCACGCAGAGCUGAGUGAAGGCAGAUAUCUUGACUGCUUGCUCCUAUCUUCCUGCAGCUUCCUUCCUUCUUACGUGUCUCCUGUCUUGUAGUCGCCCAGCAGUGUGGUACAGCGUGCUAGACAUGUCAAGGCGAUGUCUGCAUAUCCAAAGUCCUUCUUGGGGAUGUUUUCCUUCAUGAAAAUGAAGAUCGGAUGUUAGGAACGUCGGCAUUUACUAGGCGGCUUUCAUUGUCUUGUUCUUGCACUAAUUGUCCUUUCGCCGGUAGGGUGGUGAAGAGAAAAAAGCCGGCUUAAUGCGUAGUCAGAAAGCAGAAGUAUAAAAGUAUAGAAACAAACCCACCAGUAAGUACAUAAAUAGGCUAACUGUAUGAUAGCGUGUAAAAGGAGGCAGUCUGCAGCGUGACUCCUCUGUAAACUGCAUGAUAGCAUUGGUGAAGCCUGCUGCAGACACUCGGCAGGCUUCCCAGGGUUGCUUUUGCUAGACUUUGAGUAUCAUAGUUGCAAAGACUCGUAACUGUUCUGAGAGACUCUUGUUUUUUUCGUAAGCUGUGGCCCUUUGCUUUCUGAAUCGGUUCAUAGUGAUGGAGUUAAUGGAGCUGUUCUUUAUCGUAACCUAAAAGGUGUCAGUUGUUUGCUUGUAUGUGUUCACAAGCUGACCCGUAGCAUUAUGCAUCCCUGAAAUGGUGUGAUUUGAAGCACUUUUGGUGUGGCAUGUACAGUUGCAGUGCCAUCUGGUUUUGAUUUAAUCCCUAGCUAUCACACGUUCUCCCCAUGUUUUGGACACUAAACCAAACGAACUUUCAAACUAGCACUUUAAGUACUAGUGGUCACUUUGCUUCUGACUAUAUUGAGCACUGCACUUUUGUAAGUACUAUUAGCACUGAGUUUUGAACCACUUUUUUUUCCCCAGUCUCUUAUGCAUGGUAUUAAUUACUUAGAGGCCAUCAGAAGAUAAUUUUGAGGUGUACGUGACCACUGUCUGGUGCCUAAUUUCCACUGCAUAUCUCUUAGUAAUUUUAUAAAUGAGGGAAAUGAAACCGUCAAAGAUUGUUUUUACCUACUAGACUGAAUAUCUGUAUCAUUGACAUCCAGGAAGAUGUGGUUGCUGUAAGCUUUGAGGUCAUUCAGAGAACCGAGCGCAUGGUUGUUUUUAACACCAAAGAUAGAGGAGACAUCUCAAAAGGGAUUGGGAUAGUGCAAGAUGGUGUAAUUUACAUUUUGAUUUGCAUGGACAGCAGGAUGUGAAACAGAACCAGAGCUAAGAGUGUGUGGCAGAUACUCUCGGUUUUGGUAGGAGAACCCGAUCUGCAGUAGCGGGUUGGGUCAGUGGGAAAGCUAACUUGAAACUGCUUGUAGAUGCAGAUAUCAGUAACAACUGCGCUCAAGCCAUUGCAAUACAAGCCAUCAUUGUGCCUGUACUGAAAGUGCUGUUGGGAUCGUUGUGGCUGAAACUACAAUUUUUUUUUUUUAUAAAUAAAGGAUUUGCAAAUGAUUUAGACGAUGGAGCAUAUAACCACUGGGUUUGCUGUUGAGAUUGGAGACAAGCAUUAGGAGCUUAGCAAGUGGUAAGAAGCCAUGUCGAUGUGCUUUCCUAUCCUUGUUAGAUUCCUGCAAUAUUUCAGCAUGGCUGGUGUAGGACCUGAGUUGCCUCUCCAGCAAAAAAUCAAUGGGAUAGAGUUUGUCCCAAAUUGCAAAGGCAUAAUUCUCUAGGAUUUGAACCUGGGUGAUGAUCCUCAGGAUGCAGAAUGUUCCAGGUUUCGAUAUUCCAAACCAUACCCUCUCAACCCACAGAUGUCUUUUGCUUCUCGAAAAGCUAUCGUGGGUUUACUGCAGCAACAGGUAAACCACUGUGCUUGCAAGGGUUCUGUGCAUCCUUCCCAAUGAGGUAUCCAUGCACGAGGCCCACAGGGGAGCCCUUCCAUUGGAGCCUUUCCUUGGCAAUGCUCCUGGAUGGGAUUUGCUCCUUGGUGACAUGAGGGAGGGGGAAAACUGCAUCAGUGCAGGCAAUUGCUUGAAGGAGGAGAGAUGAGUUAGGUCUUCUUCACUUCUAGCAAGCAGCUGUGGUGGAAUAACCUCUGGUGGAAAAAAAAUGUGUUCAUUUUGCUUGUUUCAGCGGAUGAAGUAUUGCCCUGACCAGCUGGUUUUGCUUGGUUCAACCUAGGCUUUCUUCUCCAACAGAGCUUUAUGGGUUUGGGUAUUCAUUCAGAAUUGAAGGUGGUUAAAAAGCAACAAGCUUUGAGCAGCCCAAAGUGUUACGCUCUUAUAUUCUCCAUUGUGUGAUUUUAAAGUGGAAAUGUACAUAGAUUCCAGACUGUUUUCCUCUCCUGGCCAAAUUAACCCUGCAAAUGUAGCUUUAAAGAACUAGCAUCCAGUGGCUUGGGUGCUCCCUGUCAGUACCCAGGCGCUAAUGGAUGAGGGGACUGCCUCUCAGAAAGGCCUGCAGAGGGCGUUGGCCCCUCUGGCUGGCGCUGGGACACAGUGGGAUGCUUUUGCAUACUUCAGCCCACAUUCUGUCAUCCUCUGGGGAGCUGAGUGCUUUCUUUCCUUCUUGGGAAAGGAAGCUGGCAAGGAAGAGGGACGCAGAACAGGUCUCUGUGUUUUUUUCCACAGGUGUAGUUUUUUGCCCCUCCGAGUUGGCAUCUCGUCCUUUGGGAAGGUAAAGUUAAGCAUUUUCUGCUGCACGGCACACAUAAGGCCUGAAUGUAAUGCAUAGCACAGCACCUCUUUCUCGGGAAGGACCUUUUAAGCAGAAGACGGUUCUUUUAGGAGAUUUCAGUUGUUUGGGUUUGAGGCGGCUCAUGGGAAGUGCAUUGAAAUGGCACAUGGACGAUGUUUUACUUACCUUUUCUUUCUCUCCAUCAGAGACAUUUUUAAUUUCUUUCCAUAGUUUAGAGCUCUUUCCCAAAAGUGUUUCCCAGCCCAUGUGAAUGACCUUGAAAUGAGUCAAGUUUAUCGAACAAAUUGUGCAUUGCAGGAAGCAGUCUCCAAAUGCACACACACCCAUGCACCCAUCAAUGUGUAAGUGCAUGUAUGUGUGUGCACAUAUACCUACAGACAGAGAAUUUAUUUUCCCCAGCUGUUCUUUUUGUGGUUUUAUUAUUGUUAUUAUUAUUUUAUUAUGUUGGGGGGUUUUGUUUUCAGAAUAUUAACCAAAAGGUGUUUUAAAUUCAUGGCAUGAAAAACCCUAAAUGUAAAUCUGAGUACAUUGUGGUGUUGAUUAACAGAUUUUUUCUGAAACUUAUGUGAUGCUCAAUAUUUUUCUUAGGGAGUUUUGUUUAAUGUUAGAUCAUUGUUCUGAAGGAUGUUGGUCCUACUGGAAUCAAACUAAUGGAAAUAAAAUGCAUGUGUUACAAGUGUAGAAACGGUGAAGAAUUAAGUGUGAACUUACUGUACAAUACCGAUUCUGUUUUCAAACGAUCUGUUUCGCUGUUCAGUAGUUGACAUAUAAAAAUGCAAAUGUACUGUAAUUUAGCACUUUUUCAAUUGACCCUGUUCUCACUAUGCCAGAAGUAAGGAGCACUUCUGGGGCUGUCAGGACCCGUCUCUCUUGACGUGCAGACCCUGUGAAGCGCGUCAGGGAAGGGUCAAGCUCUUCAUCCUUCCUGCACAUUUUGGUACCAGAAUUGGCCAGAAGGAAAGGAAAGUGAGAGAGUCUCUUAGUCCCCUAGUGUUAACAGGGUGCAAAGUGUUACAUGUUCCGUACUGUACUGAAAGGGUUGGUUGGUCAGUGACUGUAUUGUACUGUAUGACGAUGCAUAAAUUGCCUUGUAUUGUUUCUAAUGGACUGUACCAUGUCCCCCGUGGAUCUCCAUGUCCCCAGUUUUUCAACAAUGAUGCAUGUUAUCAGUUAGGUCCUACAACUCUGUGGUGCUAACUUUCCCAUACCUGAUGGUGCUUCUGUGGACACUAACUGAGGACAUGCUGACCAGAGCUUGAAGUUUCACAGUAUUUCUCCUCUGUUUGUACGAAGUGAACACACACACACACACUAAAUGAUAAACUUGAAUUUGUUUCAAAGCAUCAUUGACAAUCUAAUGUUUUCUAUGUGUGCUUUUAUUUGGGAUGGCUUUUCCAGAAAGCAGCUCUUUCCCCCUUGGCUCACAGCCGCCCCUGUGCUCCAGUAGGCAAUCCUGUCCCCUUUCUCUAUGGUGAGCAUGGGGCCAGGACUCAGUGUGACUCCUCUGCCUUUGGAGGUAAGCUGCUUCCCCAGCAGCUCUCUGCAUGCUUACCUGUGCCUAAAAAGGACACCUGUGACCACUCCAUCCCCAGGUAGGUGGGCACUGCGGUGCUGCUCCAACUCCUCCACAACCAAAAGUGGAGUCUGUGUCAAGAAUUGGCUUUUUACCAGAAGGGAGGGAACUACUGAAAGGGAGCUGGAGUUCCAACAGGCGCCUCCGUCCUGUGGGGGGACAGCCCAUGCAUGCAGCCCUGCUGGCAGAGGAGUCACUGCUGGUUCUGGAGCUUCAUGGGCUGUUGGAUGAUGUGGACAGACCUUUCCCAUCCCAACCCCCCCCAGAAGAGCUGCUUUUUGGACAAAACAAAAUCUGAAUAUAUUUUAUAUCUAUUUGAAAACAAAGUCUGAUAUUUACCCCUGUUACCAACUGAAUUUGCGUAUUGUUGUUUGCCACAAUAUUUGUUCUGUCUUAAAAUAAAUUUGCUUACUUGUGUAGUCUGAA
Messenger RNA from Gallus gallus (chicken), 24972 nucleotides. It is a transcript of the gene PURG, whose product is annotated as purine rich element binding protein G. The transcript has 2 exons. NCBI's taxonomy places the organism in Eukaryota, Metazoa, Chordata, Aves, Galliformes, Phasianidae. Gene Ontology annotation, biological process: regulation of transcription by RNA polymerase II. Gene Ontology annotation, molecular function: purine-rich negative regulatory element binding; DNA-binding transcription factor activity, RNA polymerase II-specific; RNA polymerase II transcription regulatory region sequence-specific DNA binding. The coding region runs from base 64 to 1086 and encodes 340 amino acids. Gene Ontology annotation, cellular component: nucleus. The record is from RefSeq and is a predicted model, not a curated record.